Molecule: messenger RNA, 1404 nt
Organism: Babesia bovis T2Bo
Lineage: Eukaryota; Apicomplexa; Aconoidasida; Piroplasmida; Babesiidae
Product: tRNA-dihydrouridine(20/20a) synthase family protein
Exons: 2
Coding region: 92-1369 (425 amino acids)
Biological process (GO): tRNA dihydrouridine synthesis
Molecular function (GO): tRNA dihydrouridine synthase activity
Source: RefSeq, a predicted model, not a curated record
AUUAAUAUGUGAUUAUGUUUUUACAUGGAAUUCUGUCCUCAGAUUGCAAUGCGAUUAAAAUAGAAGGUUGACGUCGCGUGUAGCGACGCCAAUGUGCAUACUUCAGUGUCCCAUCGUUGUGUUUUUCUUUUUACUUUAUCGCUAUACUUUAGUAUCUUCCAUUGCAAUAUCGCAGCGUUACAAAACGUCCUUUUUAGUUGGAGCAGCUGCUCCAAGGGUCACUAGACAGCAUUUUUAUGGCUCCAUUCCUCUAGUUCAUGUAUCUCGGUGCCAUGAUACCAUGUCAAUGGAAGACGCUGACAUUUCAGGGCGGUCACAUGACCGUCCUUUGGUUCAAAUCGCACCUAUGUUAGAUAUUACUUAUUAUGAGUUUAGGCAAUUCAUGCGUUUGAUUACUAAGAGGGCCCAGUUAUGGACGGAGAUGAUGGCUGACGGAUCGUUAAUAUACGGUGAUUCUGAUAAAGUCGGCAGUAUGCUGCACUGUGAUGCCAAUGAGCAUCCCAUAGUAUUGCAACUGGGUGGUAACAAUUUGGAUAGUUUGUCUAAGGCUGGCAAUAUAGCCCUUGGGUAUGGCUAUACCGAAUUCAAUUUAAAUGUUGGUUGUCCUUCUACUCGUGUUUCUGGUAAAGGCUGUUUCGGUGCUGCUUUAAUGAAUGACGCUCCUCUUGUUGGUCGUAUAGUUAAGCACCUCCGUUCAGAGUUGGGUACUCCUGUUACUGUGAAGCAUAGGCUUGGUGUUGAUCACAAUGACAGUUAUGAAUUUGUUCGUGAUUUCAUUUCAACCGUUGCUGAUCAAGGUUGUACAGAUUUUAUAGUCCAUGCUCGUAAAGCAUGGCUCAAUGGCAUAAACCCUAGGAAGAAUCGAUCUAUUCCUCCAUUGGAUCAUGAGCGUGUCUAUAGGUUAUGUCAGGAAUUCCCUAAUCUCAACAUUUCAAUAAAUGGCGGAAUCAAGUCCUUGGAAGAGAUAAAAUACGCUUUGAGUCGCGGUGUUUACGGUGUGAUGGUGGGUCGCAUGGCUUAUGAGAACCCGUGUGGGUUAGUUCGUGUUGAUACUGAUAUUUACGGUGAAGCUACCAAUCCAGCAACUUGCAAGACUCGUCGUAUUCUUUUGGAAACCUAUGCCAACUUUAUAGAUUCCCAAGCUUCGCGCACUAGUGAUAUGAAUGUCUGUAUGUUGGUAAAGCCCAUAUUAGGUACAUUCCACGGUGAGGUCGGUACCAAAAUAUUUCGCCAGGCGCUUUCUGACAUGAACGUGUAUGAGACCUUGGACUAUCCGAGGAGUGGCACCAAAUGUGGUCACUAUAUACGCCGUGCAAUUGCGAUAAUGGAUGAGGUGAACCCUGAGGCGUUAGACCGCCCUUUGCACUGACAUUACUAUGUUCAAUUCACGAAAUACCAUAUAUC